AUUUCUCGCAAAAUUACUUAACGAUUUAUAAUUAUUAUAAUAAAAAGAUAACAAAACAGAAAUGGAUAACCAGAAUGCAGAAGGAAAAGCAAUGGGUGUAUUGGUUCGUAACACAGGAAAACUGACGAUGACCAGAGGAGGCAAUGCGAGGAUGGUAGUUGACGCCACUAAAGGCAAUGAAGCAAUUGGAAUACUUCUUGAAAAUGGAGGAGAAGCGAACAUAACGGAAAAGGACAAUGCUUGUAUGGAAGUUGGAAAUUCAAGACAAACAUCGCAAGGCCAAAUGGAGGCUCCCACAAAUCAGCAAAAAGGAAGAGCAACAGGAAUAAAAGUUGGGGAAGGAUGCAAACUGGAUAUGACAAGAAAGGACAAUGCGAUUCUUUCCGUUGUUCCAAACAGCGAGUGUUGGGUCGAAGGAGUUGUCAUCGAGGGAACAGCAGAUAUAUCUGAAGAGGAUAACGCUAAAAGUCACUUUGGACGCCAAGAAAAGGUAUCGCAAAAUCAAAGCGAUGUUUCCGGAACUCAACAGAAAGAUGCAUUGGUCGCACCACAAAAAAAUCGUAUCAAAAUUAGAAUCGUUGAAAAAUCAUUGGACGCCAACAUAACUUUUGGCGAGAAUGAGGUCAAAGAAAAUGAUGUAUUGAUGGUCGAAAAAGAGGUGGUUGUAACAAGCAACAAUGGACAACAACGAAAUUUAAAAUAAUAACCUUUACGUUAGACGAAAAACUAAUAAUUUAUCUGCUAUGCUAUAUGUACAGUUCAUUCCAAGAAAAUUUAUCCAAUUUUGUUUUAAAAAGCUCGAUAACAUAAUGUAGCGAAUGUGGACUGUAACUAAGAUUUAUCGUGUCAAUCAACCAUUUGUAUUAAUAGUGUAAAUUCAAUCCUGGUGGUGAUUUAGCGCGUCAAGCGACAAGUCUUAGCAAUGAUUCUUUGUAUCAAACGUUUUUUAUACCGGCCGAUCUGUGACAUAUUUCCGACCUCAGUUCGAAAGUUGAGAAUAGGGGAUUUUCAUGUUUUUUAAUACUGAUCUUGAUUUCAACCGUAUAACGGGUAUAUAUUUAAAUAUAUCAGUUUUGUAUUCAAUUCGAUCGUGCUACUUUACAAUAUACGACGAAUCUUGGCGUUACAAUCUAUUGUGUGCUUAUUGAACUCUGAGAAGUUGGAUUGGGGUUUGCUCUGCUAACGUAUUUACUAUAAUAAUACGGAAGUAUGGACACUCAGAUAGGGACAUCUAUCCCCUAUUAUAUCAUAAACAAUCAUUUUUAAUUUGAGCUAUAAAAACAGCAAAGCUAGUUGGGGAUGAUUCCAUUUUAAUAUUAUUUUUUGGUUUUUACUUUGACGGGUGUGAAGAAGUGCUUUUUGUUUAAUUACUCCUCUGAAUUCAUUCCUUUUAUGCGCGAUGAUUUUGCUGAUAUCGUCGUUUUCCCGUCAACCAAGUCGAAAAUUGAAAUUCGAAGAACGCUACCUUUCGCAGAAGAAAAUACUCUUUCGAACAAAUCGUCUUUCGUCUUGAAACUCCAUAAAGUGAAGGAGCCUUAGGGAUUAUGCUGAACAUUAUUUCAAUUAUUAACUACAGUAUACAACAGGGGUCGGCAAACUUUUGUCGCUCUCGGGCCAAAAUUGAGGUUGCAAGUCAUCGGCGGGCCGCACAUAUAUUUAGAAAGUUGAAAAACCGAACGGAUGGUACUUUUUAUAAUAAAAAUCAAGCUGUGAUACAUCUCUCGAAUAGAAUAUAGAUUUAUUUCCUCAUUGCAUCUCAU
Styela clava is the source of this 1760-nucleotide messenger RNA. RefSeq lists its product as uncharacterized. The record is from RefSeq and is a predicted model, not a curated record. NCBI's taxonomy places the organism in Eukaryota, Metazoa, Chordata, Ascidiacea, Stolidobranchia, Styelidae.